GGGCCAGGCCGAUAUGAAUGUGGAAAAGUGCAUAGUGUUUGCUUUUGAACACUCCAAAGCAACAACUUCCAAGGAAACAAAUUCACUUUCCUCCAUUCGAAGAAGAAGAAGAAGAAAGUAAGAAAGUCUCACAGUCACAGGCAAUGUAUAUUCGUGUUAAGCGAAAUAAAACAACUUACUUCAUCCAAUGCGAGCCGACUGAGACUGUUUUAGAUAUUAAGCAGAAAUUACAUGUUCUUAUUGAUCAACCAGUUGAUGAUCAGCGUUUGAUUCUAUUCAGUAGUGGGCAUGUACUGGAGGAUGUGAAGACAUUGGCAGAUCAGAAGGUGGAAAAUGAUUCUGUCGUGGCACUUACUUUGAAGAAAGAUGAUAAUGAGUUUGAAGAUGUGAACAUUGCGCGGCCAACUGAUUUCUACCAAUCACGUGAUGCAGAGGGAGGCAGUUGGUGAGAAGACCAUUGCCUCAGCUUGUAAAUCCAACCAGCUGCAAUUGAAAGUGUUGAUUAGUUGUCAAGGCCAUGGGCUAUAAUACAUAUAUAUGAUUAAAUAAUAGAACAAUUCAAUGGAGGGUUUGUGGAUGAGUUAUUCAACUUGGGUUUCCAUUAUUUUACUUAAAUCAAUGAAAUAGCUGAAAUAUCUUGGAUUUGGAUUUUAAGCUACAUUUGUGCUGUAUGUACUGACUGACACCCCAUCUAAAGGCAUACCUUCCCUAUUCUUA
Cannabis sativa is the source of this 717-nucleotide messenger RNA. RefSeq lists its product as uncharacterized. NCBI's taxonomy places the organism in Eukaryota, Viridiplantae, Streptophyta, Magnoliopsida, Rosales, Cannabaceae. Gene Ontology annotation, molecular function: protein binding. Bases 144 to 449 code for a protein of 101 amino acids. The transcript is spliced from 4 exons. The record is from RefSeq and is a predicted model, not a curated record.